Messenger RNA from Chara braunii, 5529 nucleotides. The record is from the annotation of a GenBank genome assembly. NCBI's taxonomy places the organism in Eukaryota, Viridiplantae, Streptophyta, Charophyceae, Charales, Characeae.
GCCUCCAACAAGCCAUACACGAAGGAGGAGGAGGAGAAGAUGGCCGCCAUCUUGCAAGAGAAGAAGGAGAAGAAGGAGGCCAAGAAGAGGGCCUUGAAAAAGGAGCAGGCGGCCAAAUUGAAAAAGAUUGAGGAAGAAGUGGCAAGAGAGAUUAAAGAAGGAGGAAGAGGAGAAGCUGAAAGAGGUGGAAGAGGAAGAGGAAGAGGAUGAAACGCCACUGCAGAGGAAGAAAGGGCAGUACAGUGGUAGUAGAGACGAGGAGAUGGAGAAACGGAUUUCGGAGUGGGUCGCCAACUUAUCCUUGGGCGAAGAAGAAGAGGUGGCGAUGUAUAUAACCAAGGAUGACCAGGAGGCCGCUAUGAGAGCAUGGGAAGCAGAAAAGGAUGUGCUGAAGCGGCAGGCAAUGGAGGAUGAGCAGCGAAUGGAGUGGAAACUCGCGAUGAUGAGAGAGAAGAAGAGGAGGGUGGAGGCGGCAAGCGAGGCGGUCAAGGAGUUAGAAGAAGUGCAGAAACUAAGUCUAAAGUUGACUCCUCAGGUGGACCUCGAACGAAAGGUAGAGAUUCUCGCCCAGAGCGUCGAGCGUUUAGCAAGGGUGCAAGAACAACAAUACGAGUUUAGUCGAAGUCAGGACAUAGCUGUGCGCUCGAUGCGAAUGGGAUUCCGGGACUUUGCUCGCGAGAUGAUAGGAGCCGUAGGAGCCGAGGUGAAUCAUCGCCUCGAGAAGACUGAGCGUUUUUGCGUCGGCGCCAUUGAAGGCGUCAAAGUGGCAGCUCCCAAGGAGGAGGAACCACGCCCGCCGCGUAGAGAGCCAGUCAAAGUCAAAUUCCCUUAUUCCUAUAGUGGAAAACGGGAAGAGAACUUUGAGAAUUGGGAGGCCAACGUCAAGACCUAUGUGCAUCUGCAACAGGUCUCCCCGGAUCAGCAUGUCUUGAUUGCGAUCCACGCGCUCAAAGACGAAGCUGCCAGCUUCGCAAGGUCCCUAGUUCACGCCGCCAACUGCAAUGAUGAUGCAGUUGCCUAUUCGUCAUUCACCUCCCUCGCCGAGUUCAUGAAAUUGCUACUCGAGCGAUUUGCGAAUGUCGCUCGCAACACCCAGUUGGUCGCCCUCUUCUAUAGAGCAAUGCCCGAAGCUUUUCGCGGGCACUUCUUCGCGAAGAGCGAAGACCCUGCCACCACUUACGAUUCCCUUAGCCGUGAAGUGGUGGCCUUUGAGGCAAAAUCGGUGGCAGUUUCCACCUUCUGGCACAAAGAUUUGGAUAAGGGAAAACAAUGGAAGGGCCGCACUAUCUCUGGGCAGGUGAAGACUAAGGAUAGCCUUGUCCUAACUUUGGAUGAGGAUAGUGUGGAUGAAAUCCCCUACGAGCAGAUUGAGUGGGGGUUAGAGGAAGAGGACAGAGGUGUGGGCCAGGGGAGGACUUACGCUGCUGUCACGGCUGGAGGGAGGCCGCAAGGAGGACGAGGCCAGGGCCAAGGGGGCCGGGCCUCAGGGAGCCGGUUUCAAGGCGAUCAAGGGGUUGGCGGUAGAGGAGGAAACCGCCAAGCGGGAGGCAGGGGUCAAGGUCCCCGCAAAACCGUCCUAGGAACAGGUCUCCCUAUAGGAUUAGUGAAGAAGGAGAAAUUGGAGGAACAGGUCUUUGUUGCCUAUGUUAGGCCAGUGACUGAGCCUACGGAGGAAAAGUCGAUGGACCCUACAAUUGCCAAGCUGCUGGAAGAGUUCAAGGAUCUAACUGAGCCGCCGAUAGGAGUAGUACCGCGGCCCAUCCAGCACCGUAUCGAGAUAGAGCCUGGUAGUACAACUCCUAAGGGUGCUGUGUAUAGAAUGUCCCCACGGGAGUUAGAGGAGCUUCGCAAGCAAUUAGACGAGCUCCUCGAGAAGGGUUGGAUUAGGCCCAGUUCGUCUCCUUUUGGAGCACCUGUUCUCUUUGUUCCUAAGAAAGAGGGAGAGCUGAGGAUGUGCAUAGACUAUAGGGGUCUGAAUGCUAUUACAGUAAAGAACGUUGAGCCACUGCCUAGGAUAGACGAUCUCUUAGAUCGAGUGCAGGGGGCGAAGUAUUUUUCUAAGAUAGAUUUGAAGUCCGGAUAUCAUCAGAUAGAAGUGCAUCCUGAUGAUCAGUAUAAGACAGCCUUCCGGACUAGAUAUGGGCACUACGAGUUCAUAGUGAUGCCCUUUGGACUAACCAAUGCGCCAGCUACAUUCCAGCGCUGUAUGAACGAUUUGUUUAGGCCAUGGUUAGACAAAUUCGUCGUAGUUUAUUUAGAUGACAUUUUAGUGUUUAGUAAGACCCUCGAAGAGCAUCAGGGUCAUCUCUGGCAGGUCUUGGAGAAGCUAAGGGAAGCUAACUUCAAGAUCAAUGCAAAGAAGUGCGAUUGGGCGAAAACCCAAGUUUUGUACUUAGGCCACGUCUUAGACGAAGACGGCGUUAAGCCAGAGGAUAGUAAAAUCGCAGCGAUUAGAGAUUGGCCUACGCCGCGUACGUUGACAGAGUUGCGGUCGUUUCUAGGCCUAGCCAACUACUAUAGGAAGUUCGUGAGGAACUUCUCCACCGUCGCUGCGCCCCUUCGCAGAUUGCUCAGGAAGGAGACCAUCUGGAAGUGGGAUAAGACUGCACCGAAGAUGACCGUUGGGUCUUUGAUAGGAGGAGGUGGGAUGGCGACGAGCAGGGGUUCGACAUGGGAGGAGGAUGAGGGAUGGAGGCGAGGAGAAGUUGGAGGAGGAGGAGGGUGGAGGCGAGGAGGAAGAGGGAUGGAUGGAUGGAGGGGUUGGAUAUGGAUCCAUGGAGGGGUUCGACCGAAGAUGACCGUUGGGUCUUUGAUAGGAGGAGGUGGGAUGGCGACGAGCAGGGGUUCGACAUGGGAGGAGGAUGAGGGAUGGAGGCGAGGAGAAGUUGGAGGAGGAGGAGGGUGGAGGCGAGGAGGAAGAGGGAUGGAUGGAUGGAGGGGUUGGAUAUGGAUCCAUGGAGGGGUUCGACCGAAGAUGACCGUUGGGUCUUUGAUAGGAGGAGGUGGGAUGGCGACGAGCAGGGGUUCGACAUGGGAGGAGGAUGAGGGAUGGAGGCGAGGAGAAGUUGGAGGAGGAGGAGGGUGGAGGCGAGGAGGAAGAGGGAUGGAUGGAUGGAGGGGUUGGAUAUGGAUCCAUGGAGGGGUUCGACCGAAGAUGACCGUUGGGUCUUUGAUAGGAGGAGGUGGGAUGGCGACGAGCAGGGGUUCGACAUGGGAGGAGGAUGAGGGAUGGAGGCGAGGAGAAGUUGGAGGAGGAGGAGGGUGGAGGCGAGGAGGAAGAGGGAUGGAUGGAUGGAGGGGUUGGAUAUGGAUCCAUGGAGGGGUUCGACCGAAGAUGACCGUUGGGUCUUUGAUAGGAGGAGGUGGGAUGGCGACGAGCAGGGGUUCGACAUGGGAGGAGGAUGAGGGAUGGAGGCGAGGAGAAGUUGGAGGAGGAGGAGGGUGGAGGCGAGGAGGAAGAGGGAUGGAUGGAUGGAGGGGUUGGAUAUGGAUCCAUGGAGGGGUUCGACCGAAGAUGACCGUUGGGUCUUUGAUAGGAGGAGGUGGGAUGGCGACGAGCAGGGGUUCGACAUGGGAGGAGGAUGAGGGAUGGAGGCGAGGAGAAGUUGGAGGAGGAGGAGGGUGGAGGCGAGGAGGAAGAGGGAUGGAUGGAUGGAGGGGUUGGAUAUGGAUCCAUGGAGGGGUUCGACCGAAGAUGACCGUUGGGUCUUUGAUAGGAGGAGGUGGGAUGGCGACGAGCAGGGGUUCGACAUGGGAGGAGGAUGAGGGAUGGAGGCGAGGAGAAGUUGGAGGAGGAGGAGGGUGGAGGCGAGGAGGAAGAGGGAUGGAUGGAUGGAGGGGUUGGAUAUGGAUCCAUGGAGGGGUUCGACCGAAGAUGACCGUUGGGUCUUUGAUAGGAGGAGGUGGGAUGGCGACGAGCAGGGGUUCGACAUGGGAGGAGGAUGAGGGAUGGAGGCGAGGAGAAGUUGGAGGAGGAGGAGGGUGGAGGCGAGGAGGAAGAGGGAUGGAUGGAUGGAGGGGUUGGAUAUGGAUCCAUGGAGGGGUUCGACCGAAGAUGACCGUUGGGUCUUUGAUAGGAGGAGGUGGGAUGGCGACGAGCAGGGGUUCGACAUGGGAGGAGGAUGAGGGAUGGAGGCGAGGAGAAGUUGGAGGAGGAGGAGGGUGGAGGCGAGGAGGAAGAGGGAUGGAUGCAUGGAGGGAUCCGACGUGGGAAGAGGAGGGAUGGAGGCUUGUGCUUGUAAAAGGAUGGUCCGAUUAUCUGGCAGAUGAUGCCAUGCUGUGGCCUUUUUCAGGCUUGGAAUUCAGAAGAGCACUGUCAGCUGCAAGUAAACAUGAGCGAAGGAGUGGGUUGCCGUCAACACAGCCAAUCUCGUAUCACAUGAUCACAGGCGGAAAACCGGGUGCAAGCUAUAAUGUUUGGGAUAAUUUCUGUGAAGGCAGAAACUAUGGGCGAAGAUUGAUCUUAAUGAGGUCCGAUCGACUUGUUUCCGGAGACUUCAAUGUGAAACAAUGCUUGAAUUUUGAAGGUACUUCCUAAAGUUGUGGCCCCGAUAACAAGCCACAAUUUAAGGAAAUGUACGGCCCACUAAAAGAGCACCCAGAUUCAUCCGACUAGAAAUGUUUAUACUCUAUUCUUUUCCACGGCAGGUAGGAGGAAAAACAAGCAAGACGGAGUACGGGAUGUAGCUAGCGGAAAUUAUAUGCCAGGCAGGCAGUACCGGGGUUGUCGUCAGGGGUGCUGUAUGGCGUCUUAUGGCAGGCUGGGUCUAUAGCCCCAAGCAUUUGUUGUUGGCCUCUGUAUGUCUCCAGAGUCCAAACUCACUGUAUAGACCGGGACGCUGGGCCCGGUUCCCAGCACGUGCUCCUCCCCACAAAUAAGACCGGAGCCAUCAACACAGCGAGCCCUACUGCGGGCCGGGGAUCUUAUCCCGGCAGGCAGUAGGAGUUCCUCCAGCUUAUGUUUUCUUUAAGAUGCUCGCCACACAGGCUGACAGCUGUCGGAAAAAAAAAUGAAAGUCGGCGGUCGACAGUUUCCCCCCCCUCUCCUUCGCCACAGGCUGUUGAGGCGCAAGGUUUUUUUUGGUCACGGCCAAAUGGACUCUGCCUGCCUUUCCACAGGGCACGGCCGUCACGGAACAGUGCCUGACCCUGACAAUGCAAUUUUGAACGCAAUUCUCGAAAGGCAGGUGGGUGGGGGACUUUCGAAUAAUUUCUGUCUGCUGCAGGCAGGCGGGAGGAAACGAAUGGGGGAGGGUGGCUGUCGAGCGUACCAUUCUGACACCUGUCAAAUGUUUUUUUGAGCCGCAAUUCUUCGAAAGUCUGUGUGGCGAUGCAAAAUUGUCGAAAACCUGGUCUUGGACAGCCUGUGUGGUGAGCCUGUAAGGGAAAAAAAAAAGAAAAAAAAAAUGGAUUGUCACAAUUUGUCACUUAUCAACUUUUACCAGACAUAUCGUCAUGACAAUUUUAAAUUCAUCUUCAGGGACGAAAAGUAAGUUGUCUUCAGGUCUGAAAUAAAAGUCCUUUUGACUC